Messenger RNA from Ixodes scapularis (black-legged tick), 6603 nucleotides. RefSeq lists its product as uncharacterized. Gene Ontology annotation, molecular function: protein binding; peptidase inhibitor activity. The record is from RefSeq and is a predicted model, not a curated record. The transcript has 24 exons. Gene Ontology annotation, cellular component: extracellular region. NCBI's taxonomy places the organism in Eukaryota, Metazoa, Arthropoda, Arachnida, Ixodida, Ixodidae. The coding region runs from base 1 to 4944 and encodes 1647 amino acids.
AUGAGGUCCCAGAGGGAGUUGACCAUGCUGUCAUCUGGCUGCCUGAUGACACUGCUGCUUCUCCUGGCGGCUUGCCGAGUGGACGCGCUGCCCGCCGACGCGACGCUCUUGUCUUCUAGUGUGGGGGACGCAACGGGAUCUCCUCCCGCGAUGACCUGUGCUUGUGGUUCGGACGUGGGCGCCUGUCCCGCCGGCAGGACUGCCAAGACGAGCCGGUGUCCGCCGUGUGGUUUGAUGUGCGCCAAGCAGACGGGAGAGUCGUGUUCGGCCGACGAGCCCUGUGCCAAGGAUUUCGGGUUGUCGUGCGACGCCGCCAGCGGGACGUGCAGAGGGAAGCUGCUGAUCGAGAGGACGGGCGUGACGCACAACUCUGCGACGCUGCAGUGGAAGAUGCGGCACUACCCGACGCCUUACCCGGGCGUCUUUUACACGCCCAGGUACGCGGGUUCCGACACCAGGUGGACGAACGCGGAGCCAAACGAGUCGUCGGUGACGCUGAAGAAUCUUCGACCGAGCACGGAAUACGUGGUGCGAAUCAUGCAAGAUGGCACCCAGGAGAUGGUCGUGGUCAAGACGAAAGACAUGCCGACACCCGCUGCGGCCAAGGUAUUGGUGACCCAGAGCACUCCGAGCAGCCUGGGACUGGCCUGGGACGACUUCAAGCUGCCCAGCUACGACGCCGGUUACGUGGUGCAGCACAGGCAGUUGCCGCCGCACGACGAGCACAAGUGGGAGCAGGAACAGUUUGGCAAUAUACCCUUGGCUACGCUGGAGCACUUGAAGCCACAAACGGGAUACCAGGUGAAAGUGUCCGUCUGGGAGGACAAGGACGCCGGAAAACUGGGCACCACGUCCGAGCUGCUCACGGUGUUCACCACGGACGGCUGCGUCCGCUACAAUCGCACGUACCAGGUGGGCGACGAGUUCACCGAGGGCUGCGAGCUGCGAUGUGUGUGCCGUGGAAACGACCAGGGCGACUGCAAAGACCGCUGCCUGGAGCCCUACGUGCGCGUAGGGGCCAUGGCUGGAGACCCGCUCUGCUACGAGAAGGCGCUACCAGACGACCCCUGCUGCGUCAGCGUGCGCUGCGCCCAUGGCAAGACCGGAGGCAACGCCGAAGAGGCCUCUGCCAAGACAUACUCGGAGAAAUCGGGGCACUGUCCCGAGAUUGUGGAGGACCAGAGCACAGAUCCUAACUCAUGUUCGACUGAGUGCCAGAACGACUUCGAGUGCAGCGGAGUGCUCAAGUGCUGCCCCAGUUCGUGCGGCGGCGCCGUGUGUGUCGAGGCGUUCUCUGGCAAAGAUCCUUGCGAUAACGUCUUCUGCGGUCCCAAUGCUUUCUGCGUAACGGAGAAAACUGUGCCAAUUUGUCGGUGUCUUCAAGGCUACAGCGGUGAUCCGAACAACGACACCUCUGGAUGUGUUCAAGGAAAUUCAGCUGCUCCGUCGCUCAACGCCGAUCCCUCCAAGCUCGGCGCCACCUGCGAAUACAAGAACCAGACGUACCCGGUGAACGAAGUGUUCUUCGACGGCUGUAGUCUCAAGUGCCAUUGCACGGACCAGACGGAAGUGGAGUGUCAGCAGCGCUGCCUGUUCACUCUGGACGAGGCGUCCGUGAACAUGGAUCCAAACUGCGAGGUGCUCACGGACCCGCAGGACUCCUGCUGCAAGGUCCUGGCCUGCGAGGCCUCGGGGAACGGCAGCGCCGUCCAGAAAGUCUCGGCUCCGCGGGAUCUUAACGUGACCGUCAGCGAGACGCUGCCGGACAAGAACGAUGUCGAGGUGACGACGCUACCCUCGGCUGAAAAUGCGACAGUGACGGACGAUUUGGGAACGACCAUUAUCUACGAACAGGAAACAGUCACCGAGAAGAUGCUUGUGGACACCGGCAUGACGACCAUCGUGAACAUAGUCGAGCAGCAAGACGUGGUCAAUGCCACUGACAGCCCUAUCAGUUCUACCGGCACGGGGCAAGGGAGUAACGUCAGCAGCAAUAACAUCGCCAACUCGACGAUAGCGAGACAGGGUGGUCAUCCAGGAAAGCUGCACCGAUCCGACGGCUGCGAGUUCCGAGGGAAGCUGUACCAGGGCGGCGAGACGUUCUUCGACGGCUGCGAGUCCCGGUGCAGCUGCAGCGGCAAGGGCCACAUCUCGUGCAUGCCCCGGUGCAGUCUCAUCAGCGCCAGCGCGGGCGAGACCUGCAAGGAGGUGGCCGACCCCAACGACUCCUGCUGCCGCGUCCUCAUCUGCAGCCCUCCGGGCGACACCCAGGCACCCUCCUCCAUCGAAGGUUUGAAGUUCUUGGUGGAUAUGGCGGAACCAGAAAAUGCCACGGUAGUGAAAAUCCGAUGGACUAUGCUGCAAGACAACAAGACAAUGCAUAUGAAUUCUGACACUAUGGUUCAGGUAUGGUACGCCGUUGUGACGACGGGCGGUGGCGACACCCAGUGGAUGAAGCAGAAGUACAAGCUGAGCGACAUGCGGGUGGUGCAGCCGUCCACUUAUGAGAUGCGACUAGGGAACCUCCUGCCAGAGACGGAGUACUACCUCAAGGUUGUCAAGCCUCCCAGGGAAGAUGGCGACGCAGAAUCCGGCACGUCGAGCAACACUGUUAAAGUGAAGACGUUCGCUCCAGCUGUGAAGGCUGCCUUCAACGGCUGUCUUCACCACAACCGCACGUACGAAGCCGGUGAAGUGUUCUACGACGGGUGCGACCACAAGUGUGUGUGCCACGCCGAGGGCUUGAUCGAGUGCCAGGAUCGCUGUGAGGUGUACAUCGACACCAUCGGGUUCGAGGACUGCCGAUGGGCUCCAGCCCCGGACGACCCUUGCUGCAUGAUUCCGUACUGCAACGGCAAGCCUCCGGUACCCCGAAAACCCAGCGAUCCGCAGAACGACGUGUGCCUGGACGAAGCCGGGAAGCCGCACCGCCUGGGCGACACCUGGGAGACGGGUCAGGGCUGCACGAGGCGCGUGUGCACGUGCGUGCUGCUCAGCAACGGGUCCGCCCUCUCCGAGUGCAUCGGCGGCUGCCCGCCGCUCUCCGUCAUCGUGCCCGCUCCCGACAAGGACUGUCCGCAGCCGCUCGUCGUGACCCCCGACGAUCCUUGCCUCUGCCCCUACGUCAUGUGCAACGGAGCUAGGAGUGCUGCGCCUCCCAGCACGGCGGUGGCACCGGCGCCGGCACCGGGUCCGGCCAUGUGCAAGUACAACGGACGCUUCUACACCGUCAACGAAGAGUUCUACAACGGCUGCCUGGAAGUGUGCCACUGCGGCAGCAACCUCCGCGUCAACUGCGCCAUCAUCGAGUGUCCGCACCACUUCAACCACCACUUCAGCGAGUGCCUCGAGUGGGACGUGGACCCCGCCUUCCAGCCGUCGCCGCCCAACUGCUGCCCGCCCUCCAAGUGCAAAAAAGACGGCUCGUGUCUGUUCAACGGACUCAAGUUCCGCAACUUCCAGCAGAUUCCGCAGGACAUGCUCGACUGCGGCAAGCGUUGCGUCUGUGUGAACGGCAACGUCUCCUGCGAGAACCGGUGUCCCCCGCUGAACAGCUCCCCUCCGCCCACCCUGCCCUGCCACCCUUCCCAGGCGUACAGGGGGCACCUGCCCGGAGACGAGUGCUGCACCCACUGGAUGUGCCGCGAACCAGAGAAGCCCGGCAAAGAGCUACAAAACGUCAGUGUGGUAGCCGUGAAUACGACGACGAUUCGCGUGCGCUUCACUCUGGCCAGCGUGUUGAUCGGCCUUGUGGGCCACGCCGAGCUCCACUACACCACGGACCCGAUGCAGCCGCGCGAGUCCUGGAGCACCCAGAAGUUUGCGAGGCCGAAGCGGCUCUUCGACACCGCCAACAUCGAGUACUACCUCUCCGGGCUGCAGCCGGACACGACGUACUUCUUCCAGAUUCAGAUCAUCAUCGACGCCCUGCAGUCCGGCCCCGAGAGCCAGGUCUUCAAACUGACGAUGCCGCCAGAACCAACCACGACGACAACUGUGCCACCACUUCUGCUCCUGGACAUGAUGAUGGCGGUGAACAGUGUGGACCCGCACACUGCGAAGGUCUCCUGGAGGCCCCUGGAUGCACGGGAGAAGAAAUACGUGGACGGUCUUCAAAUACGCUACAAACUGGCCGGACAGGAAAACAUCCCGUGGAAGACGACACCAAUGAUCCACAGAGACCGCACCUCGUUCCUCAUUCAGGACCUGGAGCCAAGUUCGUCGUACCUCAUAGACAUGCAGUUCUCGGUGCCUGAAGGGCUCUCGACACGCAUUGAGUCAGCCCAACAUGUUGAAAUGAAGACCGCUCCAAUGCCAAGAGACGAAUAUCACUUCGACAUGCUCCUCAACGUGAAGAGGACGGAGUCCUAUUCGGCGGUCCUGGUUCUUGAGGGCAUUCCAGAACCCAUCAGCAAGUAUGUGCACGUCUUCAACGUGAUGUACAAGAGCGACGCCGCAGCGGAACAUAUGCAAAACUUCGUGGUACUCAAGGAACCCAAAGUGCAGCUUGAGGACCUCAAACCCGGACAAAGGUACAAAGCCUGGGUGGACGCCUAUCUGACCAACGGCAAGACAGCUUCUUCUAACAUCCUCGAGUUCCACACCAAGCCUGGCCCUCCACCCACGACCACGACGACGUCAACCACCACUACCACUACGACGGAGUCGAAUGAAAUAGAAGACAGCAAAGCAGUCGCCCUGCACAGCGUGCACCAGGACGGCAGCACUGCCGAGGCAUACUACAUCGCCCUCAUCGUGGUAGCUAUUGUGGCUGCCGUCGCCGGCCUCGCCUUCGCCGUGGUUCUGGUCCUGCUGCUCAGAAGGCAGUCCACCGCCAAGGCCCCGAUCACCAGGAACCCGUCGGAGUCAGCCUACGACAACCCGACGUACAAGACCUACGACGGAGAAAAACCAGAGGAGAAGAAUGGAAACGUGCAAGCGUGAUCAUGGAACUAGGCUAUAUUUUUUUACGUGGACUGUAAUAUACUGUUAGUACAUAAUGUUCAUACUUAGUUUAUUCGUCAUGUACAUAUGACGCCGGCCGACGUGACGGCGUUAUGCGAUACUUUUACCAGGGGCCAUAAGUGGACGCGAGCUCCGGAACGACUGAGUUUGUGAACGCCAGCGGAGACGCGAACCCGCAAAACUGUGUGUCAGUGUCCUUCAUGUGUUGUUGUCUGUAUACACUAUGGACGAGAUAACUUAUUUUCGAGUAUCGUUCGCUCAUAAAGUGGCGUUCUAAGUGCCUUUCUGAAACCCUGAGCUUUUGACGAUUGAAAGUAAUUCAGACAAUGCAUCUUGCUUUCAAUCAGAGCUUUGAUACUGAAAACUUUUUUUUUCUUUUGUAAAUACAGUUAUUAUAUAAAGUGUGUUCAGAGCGCUCUUACAAUAUGUGUACAUUUGUGUAAGCAAACUUACAUCAUACUUUUUGUCAGGAUCGUUUUUAUAUUUUGGCCUUUCGGCUUUGCUUACGUGAACUACUGCAGCUACUGUGCUAGGUUUCUGUCCGCCUUAAGUUCGACUGCGCCCCAAAGCACGAGAAAAAUGCACAAAUGAAGAAGCGUUCAAACCUCAUUAACAAUGAGUUGGGCGUAUAAUCACCUGUGUGCGUUUCCUUGAACCCAGCAAAUAGAAAGAAGUACAUGACGCUGGAGAGCUCUCUUCGUCACGAGUGCAUGCGUUCGCAUUUCUGUCAGCUAAACACAAACACGCGACUCUGACGUCAUGGCGCUGCGUCGUGACGUCAGAGCUGGUUUCUGCGCAUGCGCAGUGCCCACACCUCGUGGGAAAACCCCGCCAUCACCCACCCCUUGUUUGGGCUUGUUUAAGUGCCUUGGCCUACAAACCGUAGUCGAACUUAGGACCGAAUGGAUCAUGAAGAGUUAGCUAUUUUUUUAAGUUUCUUCCAACUAAACCAAUGGACAUGAAGUAUAACUUCUGGUCAACAUUCUGUGAGAAUGUUGACGACGUCCCAGUUUGACGGUAGAGUUGGUGUAUUUUUUUAUAAAGUCACGAACUUCGUCUAACGAGAAGCAGGUGCUGGACCUUUUACAAACCUAGCCCGUUAAACAUUGUACGCCGCUAUCAGUUGCGAGAAAAUGCUCGAUUGUGUGUCAUGACAAUACCUGGUAUUUACGUCGCUGAGUCAUCAUUGCUUCUGUUAACUGCACGCAGUCUAAGCAAUGUAGUUCGACAUGCCAAUAGUGCUGUGAUCGUCUGUGUGAAUUGUGUGUGCGUGUGAGUGUUGUUUGCGAAGAUUUAAUAUUACGUUCACAAGAGGUUAUUUGAUACUCCGUUUGCCUUAUCGAUCGCAACGAUCAAACUUUCUUUCUAGUUUUCCUCUUUUUGACACGCAUCGUCGACUUACCUGCGGUGGAUACCUCUAUAGGAUUUCUAAUAACUUCUAGGUGCACAUUUAUGUCGCGUUAGUUUUUGUUUUAAUUUUCUUCGAAGGCAAGAAAGCGUUCCUCUUUGUAAUUAAGCGUAAUAGAAAAAAAAUGUAAAUACAAAAGUUAUCAAAGUUAUGAGCAACACUGCUUCGGCCCCCUCGAUGCACGGGGGACGUAUGUGCAGGCUGUGUUCAAUAAAGUGUGAUCAACUAAA